Messenger RNA from Schistocerca americana (American grasshopper), 1649 nucleotides. Its product is annotated as ornithine decarboxylase-like. Gene Ontology annotation, cellular component: cytoplasm. NCBI's taxonomy places the organism in Eukaryota, Metazoa, Arthropoda, Insecta, Orthoptera, Acrididae. The transcript has 9 exons. Bases 570 to 1649 code for a protein of 359 amino acids. Gene Ontology annotation, molecular function: ornithine decarboxylase activity. The record is from RefSeq and is a predicted model, not a curated record.
AGAGGCGCAUCGCAGAUGGCCUGCUGGUGAAAGUCGUCACAGUUCAAGUGGGCGAAUACCUACGAUACUACUGAGGCCGGCUUACUUCAGCAACAAGCUUAACGGAAGACGAUUGGUUUCUGCUUCUCCAGAGCUAACACACUGACUGCCAUGUUGUUACCUCUAAACACGUGACGGUGGAUGUAUUAAGCAACUAUCUGCACACAGAGUGACAGUACGCUGCACAAACUCACUGUUGUACAAGGACAAAGCCCAUACUGUGAAUUCAAUCAAGGUGGAAGAGGAUGGUGCAUCAGUUUUAUUCAAGCUUGAACUUUGGACUUUGUAGUGAAAUAAGAGCUGCAGGCUCUGAAAAAGUUUGCUACCAUUAGUAGCAACCUGCAGGAGAUGUAGAAAAAGUUCAGCAAGCCAUUAUCUGGAAAGUGUUACAUGUACAUACAGAAACUGGAGCUCCCAUUUCUCAGCUGUGAAAAUGUUUAUAUCAUCUGAUAAGUUUGCUGAAAACUAGUGUCUGGUUGGUCACAGUUUAUCUUGGAUACUGCUCAUCAGCUGCUCAGAAAAUAGAUAUCAUGCAGCUGAGUAAUAAUGAUGAACUUAUUCAUGUCAUGGAUACCAGCACAAAUGUUUGGAGCACCAUAAAGGACAUUGCAGACUCAGGACUACAGGAGGACCCAUUCUGUGUUUGUGAUGUUAGUGACAUAAUAAAGAAACACGAGGAAUGGAUAGUUAAACUGCCAAGAAUCCAGCCAUUCUAUGCAGUGAAAUGCAAUGACAGUCUGAAUGUGAUCAGAGUGCUGGCUGCACUGGGAACUUGCUUUGACUGUGCUUCAAAGGCUGAAAUCAAUAAAGUUCUGUCUGUUGGUGUCGAUCCCAGACACAUAAUUUUUGCACAUCCUGCAAAACCAUUAUCCCACAUUCGCCAUGCAGCAGCUGUAGGUGUCAGUCUAAUGACUUUUGAUAGUGAAUGUGAGCUUCAUAAAAUAAAGAACCUGUUUCCUACAGCCAAGCUGGUGAUACGGAUAAGAUGUGAUGCAGCUGUAGCAAAAUGCUACCUGGGGAAGAAGUUUGGUUGUAACCCAGAGAAAGAUGCACCAUGUCUAAUGACUCUGGCCCAUUCACUAGGAUUAGAAAUUGUUGGUGUCAGCUUCCAUGUUGGUUCUGGCUGUAAUGAUCCACCUGUUUAUCAGAAAGCUAUUGCAGCAGCCCGUAAGGUUUUUGAUCAUGGGUUGUUUCUGGGAUUUUCCAUGAAACUGCUUGAUAUUGGUGGUGGUUUUCCUGGCCACAAGGGGUGCUCUGUAGACAGGAUAGCAGAGGUGGUGAAUAAUGCUCUGGAAGAAUUCUUUCCUGACUGUGGGACACAUGUUAUAGCAGAACCUGGACGUUUUUAUGUUGCUUCUGCGUACACACUUGCUGCAAAUGUCCACUCCAAAAGGGAGCUUAGGAAUGAAAAGGAUGGAUCCAUAACAUCUGUCAUGUACUACAUAAAUGAUGGAGUGUAUGGCACAUUUAACUUCAUAUUGUGUGAACCUGCUGAAGUGAGACCAAUUCCUCUUAAAGUAAGUCUGGUGCAGUUGUUACACAAUUUUCCUUACUGUUAUUCUCAGAAAUGGGUAAAUCACAUACGAAAUUUUCCUGUACUGUUUCUGUAA